Messenger RNA from Dermacentor albipictus, 1288 nucleotides. The record is from RefSeq and is a predicted model, not a curated record. Lineage: Eukaryota; Metazoa; Arthropoda; Arachnida; Ixodida; Ixodidae.
CGAGAGCGAGGAUGACGCACCUCCCGGGUCACGUAAGCAGCCGCCGAGCCUUUCCCCCUGCUCGGGAGAGCCGUCGGCGAACGAAGACCACGACAGCGCCAUCUCCCGACACUCGGGGAAACAACCAGCACCCCCUCCCUUCAGGACGCGCAAGAUGGAGCCGAGCCAGCGGCAAAACGCGCGCGGCGCGCCGCGUGCCGCGAAACCUGCCGUGGAACCGGUUUUGUCUGCCGCGCAGAGGAUGGGGCGAGGACCCAUUUUCGGCGGCUUGCCGCGUGCCGCGAAACAAUGAGAAACGUCCGGGCUUUCUCCUAAGCGCCACCUCUUGGCCACUGCCGAAGUUACUUCCAGUGGCGGCGGCGGAACCACGAUCGACGACCGAGCCAGCCGCGACUGCUUUAUGUGCAUCCACGUGUUCGUGUGCAUCCACGGUAAAAAAUGAAUUUGAACCGGCAGAAUAUGAUGGAGCAAUUUCCAGAGACUGUUCGCUUGUUCCCCUUUCUAUAUGAUAAAACCCAUCCGGAUUAUAAAGACAAGGACGCCAAAAUGAACCGGUGGGUGAUCAUCGGCAAAACAUUCGAUCUGACUGGACCGCAAGCAGCCGCAAAAUUUAAAAAUGUGAAAGAUCGAUGGCUGAAAAUUGUGUCGGAGGGGGCCCGGAAAAGUGGCGCCGGAGGAGAGGCCGCAAAGGUCCACACGAAGUGGCCACUUUUUGACAUCGUGGAUGGCAUGCUGAGGCACACGCCACAUUAUGCGGAAAGGUCUUCAUCAAAUGUGCCCCCAGAAGAGGACGUCUCCAUUCCGCCAUCUCCUGUGUCAUUGAACAGCCCUUCCAGUCCGAGUCUGGUGGCCAGCUGUAUAUCAAGCCCGGCUGCUAUGCUUUUUCAAGAAAUGUACACUGAGACCCCCAAUGAUUUUACUGAUGAAGACGAAUUGAGGCUCCCCAGCACAUCAGAAGGUGCGGCAUCUGCUGCUGGCUCUUCAGGGUUGUCACCUUCACAAGCAGGAGCCGCUGCCCCAGAUCCAGGGUCUGCCAAAAGGAGAGCAGCCAAUGGACGUUCCUCUAGGACCAAAAGAAGGCAGUCUGACAGCUUCGACGAAGCAGUGAAAGAUGUCUUGGGCAGCUGCUCAGCUACGCUGUUGGAACUAAAAAAAAGAAAUGCCUGCACCGACAGAUGACAGUGAGGAUGCAGCAAAUUGGAUAGCUGCUAAGCUGAGGAUGCUACCAAAUAAAAAAAGAUGUGAGGUGACAUUCAAGAUCCACAAGCUGCUGUAUGAAGCCGAAAUG